Molecule: messenger RNA, 3173 nt
Organism: Olea europaea var. sylvestris
Lineage: Eukaryota; Viridiplantae; Streptophyta; Magnoliopsida; Lamiales; Oleaceae
Product: nucleolin-like
Exons: 11
Coding region: 60-2738 (892 amino acids)
Cellular component (GO): nucleus
Molecular function (GO): mRNA binding
Source: RefSeq, a predicted model, not a curated record
UGUGGCUCAAGUUUUAGGGCUCUUUCAUAUUCCACACUCAUCCGUUUGAUCGAUCCACUAUGCGAACUCGGAAUUCCGACUCACCAAAAUCAGCGGCGCCGGCGAAAAGGACACCUCAGGCCGGAAAGAGGUCCGCUGCCAACGCCAAAACACAAACUCCUACGUCCUCCGUUGAUCCACCGACUGAAUCUCCGGCUACUGAGACGGCAACGCCUAAGACUCUGGUGACAAAGCGUGCCAACGCCGCCAGAGCAAAGCAAGUCAAGCCUGGUGACGCGACCUCCAAAUCGGAGCCCGAACAAUCAGUGGUCGAUCAAGUUAAAGCAUCCCAUGAAGCUAUUCAUGCCAUGCCAGAAACAAAACCUGCUUCUAGCACUAGAAUUGUGAGAAAGGUUGUAAGGAAAGUGAUUAAAAAAACUCCAGUUUCCACAAGAGCUGCUUCUGGAAAGACACAGAAAUCAGUUGAAGCUGAGAAGGUAAAAAAUGAUAAACACUGGAAGGAAGCAGAAAGUGAAGUUGAGGAGAUGCAGAAUGAAGGAGCCUUGCUGGAAACUGUAAGUGAAGUUGAGAAGGCAAAGAAUGAAGGACCAUCAAAGGAAACAGUAAGUGAAGUUGAGAAGGCAAAGAAUGAAGGACCCUCAAAGGAAACAGGUAGUGAAGUUGAGAUGGUAAAGAAUGAAGAUCCCUUGAAUGAAACAAUAAAUGAUUCAAAAAUUGAUGAACCUGCAACAAGUGAAAAGCCUUUGGAUGAAAAUGCUCAGCUAGCCACGGAGGAUCAUAAUAUUGGUGAUCUUGAACGGUCCUUGGAAAAGGACAGUGGGGAAAUUGGUGACACAGAAAAGCUUUUUAUUGAAAAUGUUGAAGAUUUGUCAAAGGAUGUAGAAUCCAUGACCACUUAUGUGAACUCUAUACAGGCUCAAGAUCCCUGUAAAGGAAAAGAGAAAGAGCAGUUGAAGGAAGAAGAGGAGAAGCAAACCAAAAGCACCAAGGAUGAAGAAGAACCUGAAAACAUGACCAUUGACACAGACGAAGGCACCAAUGAGGAGUUGAAACGGGAUGAUGCCUCCAUAGAUGAAGCAGGUGGUGAAAAAAUUGAGGCUCUUAGUGAUCAAGAGGUUCACGAGGAAUUUGGUGGAGAAGAUUUUGCUGAUGAUGAUGUGCCUGAAAAUGAGCCGGAAGCUGAGGCAUCCGAUGAAGAGCGCGUAGAAUCAAAUGCAGCUGCAAGAGAACGCAAGAUAAGGAAAGAAAGGGAAAUAUUUGUUGGUGGGUUGGAUCGGGAUGCUUCGGAAGAGGAAAUUAGAAAGGUAUUCGAGCAUGCAGGGGAGGUUGUUGAAGUUCGCAUCCACAAGGAUCCAUCAACAAACAAGAAUAAGGGGUAUGCAUUUGUCCAGUUUGCGACAAAGGAGCAAGCAAGCCGUGCUUUGUCAGAAAUGAAAAACCCUGUUAUACAUGGGAAGCGAUGUGGGACUGCACCAAGUGAGGACAAUGACACGUUGUUCUUGGGGAAUAUUUGCAACACAUGGACAAAAGAAGCUAUAAAACAAAAGCUGAAGGACUAUGGAAUAGAAGGUGUCGAAAACAUAACUUUGGUAGCAGAUCCCCGACAUGAAGGGUUGAGCCGUGGUUUUGCAUUCAUUGAGUUCUAUUGUCAUGCUGAGGCUAUGCUGGCUUAUAAAAGACUCCAAAAACCUGAUGUAAUAUUUGGCCACCCUGAGAGAACUGCCAAAGUGGCUUUUGCUGAGCCUUUACGUGAGCCGGAUCCAGAGGUCAUGGCCCAGGUUAAGUCAGUAUUUGUUGAUGGGCUCCCUCCUCACUGGGACGAAGAUCGUGUGAGGGAGAUGUUCAAAGGUUUUGGGGAAAUCGCACGAAUUAUGUUAGCAAGAAAUAUGUCAACGGCAAAGCGGAAGGAUUUUGGGUUUGUUGAUUUUGCCACACAUGAAGCUGCUGUUUCAUGUGUUGAGGGCAUAAACACCAAUGGAUUGAGUGAUGGUGACUCAAAGGUUAAAGUGCGGGCGAGACUGUCAAAUCCUUUACCCAAGAUGCAGGCUGUGAAAGGUGGAAUGUGUGGAGGUUUUCGAAUUGGCCAUGGGGGCAGCAGCACUUUGCCAAGAUAUUUUGGAAGGGGUUUUGGACGAGGUGGACGUCCUUUCAACCAAGCAAACUUCCAGUAUGGUAGGGGUUUCAACCCACGUGGUCCUGGACAUGGUGGGAGAAUGGGCUUUCCCAAUAACCAGGAUUUUGACAGCCCAUAUCCUCCUUUUCAUGGAAGGCAGAAUUUUGGACGAGGGGGGAGAUGGGGUUUCAGAGGUGCUCAUCAUCAACGCCCAGUGCCUGCGAGAUCUUACCUAGACAGAAUGAGGCAUCAUUCAACUGAUAGAGGCCACGGUGAAUAUGAUUCAUUUAGGAGGCAUCCGUAUUCAUUUGAAGAUGGAUAUAACAGGUCAUUCACGGGAAGGCAUUUUGAUGACCCGUAUCUGUAUGAUGAUGCUUCCCGUGGGAUAAAGAGAUCAUAUUACAUGACAGACCAGGAUCCUGAUUUUGCAGAGCCUAGUAGGCAUCGCCCUCGAUUGGAUCAUUCUGAUUCUGCUGUAUCACUUCAUGGCAGCCGAUAUCGAGAUGAUCUGGGAUCUGAUGGUAGUCUCUACUCUCAACAUUAUUAUGGCUCGGAUUAUGGUGGAGGUCCAUAUUCAUCAUCUUAUGGAGAUGAUCGCUCAUAUGGACGUGGCUAUUACUAUUAGGCUCAAUGACACAGAGUGAAGUGGAGGUGGUCAAGUCUUAGUUCUUAGCAUGGCUUUGGGACUAGAUUUUGUUUCCUGUGGCAAGGGGGUUUAUUUCCAAAUCUCUUUAUCUAUCUAUUUUUCUCUACUACUAUUUCCAUUUAGACUUUUCUGAAGUUCUCUCCUCUCGUGUCUCCUACUUCUCCAUUGUCAUUGUCAGAUCUUAGAUGUCAUCAGCGUGAGUUUUUAGGUCGUGGCUUUUGAAAGCACCUUUAUAUAGACACUGGUACACUGUGUGUAAGAUGUGUAGACGAUAUUACAACUAUAAGAUGGAGUUUGAUUGAUAUAUGGAGCUUCUUUUGCUCUGCAUAAUAGUUUGAGGACAUUGAUUAUUACUUGUGAGAUCAGGCAGAGUUGCCUCUCUGUAUACUAUAUUUCCUGUGGAUUGAGUGCGUC